AAACCGCCCCAAAGUUUUAUGGUAUCUUGGCGAUUCGUGCAAUCUUUACAGCCCAGAAGUCCUAUCUUAUCUGGAAGCAGCAAAAUUUUGUUGACAAAACUUGACUGAUAAUCAGGGUAGGUCACCACUGCAAACUUACACGCCUCUAGCGGGCGUUUAAUGCCCUCAGAGAAGAAAAAAAAGAUGGCGACGAUGAAAGUUUUCAUUUCAGAAAUUAUUUCCAGGUGUCGACGCCAAGGAGGACUACUUUAGGCUGCGUAACGCUAACCGUUUUGGACACAGUGUAACACGUCCAACUGACGCCACUGCGCAUGGGUCGCGAGUUAUGCAAAUGAGGGCCAUAUUCCUGGAUCUUCUCAGGUAGCUGAGGCAAGUCUAAACUUCCAAAGAGUUCCAUUUCUUUCACAUAAGAAACUAAAAACCGGAGAAGAUAUUCCCCGUUGGUUAUCUAAACACGGCUAAGAUGUGAUUCCUACACGAUAUAUUAUAAUUAUCAAAAAGCAAGAAAAAAAUAUUAAAACAAAAUUCCCAAAGGCAGUUUACCCCGUCCGGUAACCUUGAAAAAAAAACCACAAACCGGAAGUGAGAAGGGAACACCGUUAGAUGACAUCACCCAUGUCGCAGACGGAGCAGUGGAAGUCUUACCCACACGCGAACUCUCCCCACAGAGCCGGGGGUGAACGGAUCUCCCGCACCCCCACAGCACCCCCGCACCUAUCCGCGGCGUCGCCUUCCUCGGCGUCUGUCACACCCCGGGGCUCCCCAAACGCCCCGCCGAACAUCACUUCCGCCUCGCCAUCGCCAACGCCCCCUUCCGGUCAAAAGUACUUCCGGGCGGCCACACCCUCCAACGGGCCGGUUUUAGUCAAAGUUGAGCGAAACGAAUCUAAAAGUCCCAUAGUUUCAAGGGAGUCUCAAAAUUACGCCACCUUGGCCCCCAACAAAAGUGUAGCAGAUAAGCCGUUGCGCCGGAAAUUACCGGCUAGCUACUUCGACCACACCGGUAGCCUCGUGUCGGAUGACCUGAAACCGGCUAUAAAAGUCUCACCGCCGUACACCCCUGACCGGUUCCAAGCAGACGAGUUGGGGCCCCCUCCCCCGCAGGCCGUAGCCGUCUGCCCGACCGGACAAGAUUACGUCAUCAACGCUUCCAACGCUUCAAGCGGAAGCACGGUCCGGAUAGCCUACGCCAACAACAGGUACCAACAGGCCCUGGAGCUAAGCCCCUCCCAGCAGGAAGGUAAAGACACGCCCCCGUCGUAUUCGGAACUUCAAAGCCACUCAAGAUCAACCCCAGGGACAGGCUCCUCGACGCAGACGCGCUUAAGAAUCGCGCCCAUCUCGAGUCACCUGACGCCACUAGGGACCUCAACCCAGCUGACGAACCUAUCACAUUCCACAUCAUCACAGCUGACUCCGCUGAGUCAGUCUGGCUCCAUCUCGGCGCAUCUGACGCCGUUAGGUCAGUCCUCGCACUUGACCUUGACCGCAGGGGGUCAGUCCUCGCACUUGACCUCUGGGGGUCAGUACGAGACGCCGCUGCUGCCCCGGGAAGACGUGGACGACUUCUUCGACAACCUGGACAGAUCCAGACAACACGUGACCUCCCUGGAUGUCACCAGGCAGACCCUCUCCGCCAUGUCCAACGGCCAGUACCCCGCGCACCACGAUCCUGACAGCGCGAGCUACAUCCACCUCACGAACUCACCCUUAAACCCCGCUCAACACAGCUACUACAGCCCGAACCCUUCCAGAACCCGAAUCCUCAACCUCCAACCCUCAUCGUACUCGGAUAACCCCUCGCACUCAACCCAAUCCCCGAACUACCUCCGACAGAUGCCGCCUCUCUUCGGACCCUCGCGCCAAGCAACCCACACCCCAACCGGAAGUGGAUAUUCCAACAACCCUGGUCAACCCUCCGUCGUCCAGGUGUCAGGUCACCUAUGGCCCGGGGGUGACGCAGUCUACACCAAUUUAACCGGCCCGUCACCUGAUUCCGAGAACUACGAGUACACUGUCCAAGACACCGGAAGUGGACUUUCACUAAUCCCCACCUCCAGGUCGGAGUCGGUACUGUCUCGACAGCUAGCCAGGCCCCCUGCUGCUAUCUUGGACAGCUACGGCCGCGGGCUGCCCAGCGGGGUCGGGGGGUCAUACCCCAGCCUAGAGAAUCAUCCCUGGAACUAUGUUAUGCAGGAUGGUCGAGCCAUUAAAGACGGCAGCGAGGACUACUUUGUCUCGGCGGAAGGUCGCGAGUGUGUCAACUGCGGCACGAUCUCCACGCCCCUUUGGAGGCGGGACGCUACGGGCCACUACCUGUGCAACGCGUGCGGGCUGUACAACAAGACGAUCAAUGGCGGGCUGCGCGAGCCAAUGGACGACGACAACUCGGGAACGCCCCCUGAUCAGGGCACGCCCACCAGCCCGCCCAGCUCGCAGAUUGCACAUAUCGUGCCCAUGACGGCGGGGCAUGUUAGGGGCAUUGGCUCCUAUAAGGGUUCAGAUGAUGAGGAUCAGAGGUCAAAGAAAUUACC
Physella acuta is the source of this 2534-nucleotide messenger RNA. RefSeq names its product GATA-binding factor 2. The record is from RefSeq and is a predicted model, not a curated record. NCBI's taxonomy places the organism in Eukaryota, Metazoa, Mollusca, Gastropoda, Physidae. Gene Ontology annotation, molecular function: RNA polymerase II cis-regulatory region sequence-specific DNA binding; zinc ion binding; DNA-binding transcription factor activity, RNA polymerase II-specific. Gene Ontology annotation, biological process: negative regulation of transcription by RNA polymerase II; cell fate commitment; positive regulation of transcription by RNA polymerase II. Gene Ontology annotation, cellular component: nucleus.